Saccostrea cuccullata (small rock oyster) is the source of this 864-nucleotide messenger RNA. RefSeq lists its product as uncharacterized. The coding region runs from base 140 to 805 and encodes 221 amino acids. NCBI's taxonomy places the organism in Eukaryota, Metazoa, Mollusca, Bivalvia, Ostreida, Ostreidae. The record is from RefSeq and is a predicted model, not a curated record. The transcript has 5 exons.
AAAUUUAAAAUGCAAUAGCCAGUCCGUAUAUUUAUGUGGGUCUCAGUAUCAAGACAUAGGUGUAGAACUGUUUAGCAGAAGCACGAAUCCUCUUCAUGGAUCCAAUGUUUUACAGUUUAAAAUUUUGAGUCUUCUUUCAAUGUUGUCUGAAACUGUAAAUAGUGAAACAGAUAAAACACUGUUCUUUUCGGAUUCCUUUUGUGCUUCCUUAUAUACCACAUACCAUUCCGUUGAUAUGGAUGACGAAUUUUACCUUACAUGGAACGGAACAUUACUUCCUCUGUCUAAAGGGUGCAAGAUAACUUUUCAUCCAAAGGAUUCAGUAAGCGUUUGUGUCGAAGUGGAAGUUUUUCAUCUGGAUGACUGUAGCGUUGAAGUCAAUUUUUAUGGAAAGAUAGAGAAGAAGUAUAAAUGCAGUAGAAAGCCUGAGAGAUUUUGUGGAUCUCAAAAUGAGGACAUAAAUAUAGAGCUGCUCAGUAGAAGCACAAAUCCUCUUUUUGGAUCCAAUUCUUUCCGGUUUAAGAUCCAUGCACAGGAAGUACCAGUUUCUAUUCCAGAUUAUGUGUGGAUUAAUGUCGGUCUUAUAUCCCUCGUAGUCGUCGCUGUGGGGAUAAUCCUGGCUUGUGUUGGCCUGUGUCGCCGAGCUCGAAAAGGAAGCAUAGUUUUAUGGAGGUCUGAAAUCCCUCAUACUAGAAUGGUUGAUUCAGAAGAAUCAGAUCAACCACAGAUAAAUUUUGAACCAGUACCUGCAGUAUCGACAACAGAAUUCACGAUUUCGGAUACUCCCCCAGUGUAUACAGAGUAGAGAACGUGAAAUGGUCCAAUUGAAGACAAUUAAAUAAAACAUAUGAUAUAAGGGGCCUA